UGUGCCGAGGUAGCAGUCAAGGCAGUCUCGCCUUACCUCGAGAAGCGAUGGCCAGGGACCUCAAGGAACUCGUGCACAACGUCGUCGAGGCAAACUCGCAGGAUCUCUGGGAAUUGAGUCGCUUCGUCUGGGAGCAUCCGGAACUUGCAUUUAACGAGGUGCAAUGUCACGACUGGCUCACGGACUUUCUCGAACAACGUGGCUUCAGCGUGACGCGGCGUUACCUCCUGGACACGGCCUUCAAAGCGGAAUUCGAAGCUCCCGGCGGCACGGAAGGGCCUUGCGUGACCUUGCUGUGCGAGUAUGACGCACUGCCCGAUAUCGGCCACGCUUGCGGCCACAACCUGAUCGCCGAGGCCUCCGUGGGCGCUGCACUGGCUGUGAGCGAGGCCAUGAAGAACCACCGGGACAUUCGCGGCAAAGUGGUUGUACUGGGCACGCCUGCGGAGGAAAACCAUUGCGGUAAGGAGCUGCUGAUACGAAAGGGCGCCCUGCAAGGAGUCGACGCGGCGCUCAUGGCGCACCCAUGUCCAGAUGACGUCCUGAUGAUCGGCUUCGCGGCUACACAGCAACUGGUAAUCCGCUUCAAAGGUAAAGCAGCCCACGCAGGAUCGCCAUGGGACGGACUAAGCGCCCUGGACGCUGCCGUCGCUUCGUACGUCAAUGUCAGCCUCCUUCGAAUGCAGCUGAAGCCAACCGCCAGGAUUCACGGCGUCAUCACUGAAGGCGGCAAGUCCCCGAACGUGAUCCCCGAGGAGACGGAGAUGCGCUUCAGCGUCCGGGCUGCGAGUACCGAGGAACUGGCCCAGCUCCUGCGGAAGGUGGAGGCCUGCUUCCGCGCGGCGGCCGACGCCACAGGCUGCUCCCUGGACAUGGAGAAGAGGUUGCCGUACAUGAACGUCGUGCACAACGCCAGCCAUUGCAGAAACCUACCGGAAGCACGCCCACGCUUUCGGAAAGAAUGUUUUGAAGGCGUGUCCUUCCUGGACGACGUCGUGGAGAACCUGCCGCCCUUGGGAGGUGCCACGGACUGCGGCAACGUAUCGUACCGGGUGCCUGCCAUCCACCCGCUGUUCGGUGUUCCCGCCACGAAUGGAUCGGCGAACCACAUGCGAGCUUUCGCCUACGUAGCCCAGGCCGCAGACUCCCAGCCGCCCACGCUGAGGGUGGCCAAGGUUUUGGCUCUGACGGCGCUCGAUCUGCUCACGGACGCCGAGCUUCUGCGCGAAGUGAAGCGGGAGUUUGCCGCUCUACAACUACCCUCGGAAGAGGAACUGCAAUCUGCGCUGUCCUGAAAUGAGAGUUUUAGCCGCUGCGCAAGCGUUUUGGCGUUACCGCUUCAGCUGGACUCGCGCAACGGGCCGAUCAGCUGGUUUAAUUCGCCGACAAUCGUGACACCGUGGCUGAGGAACCAACGAAUUGCACCACCGUAGAAGCUCGUCCCCAGAAGGUCUUGUGUGCGGAGUCAUUCAGUGGCACUGGGCCACGUGAUGCUCGUCCAUGAAACGGAUUGACAAUUCAGUCAGUCUUGUCGCAGUCGGACUGUAGCCCAUGCGUGCUACGACUUGCGCACGGACGGUUGUUGCUGCCUAUCGCCGCUACUCUCCGGGGCCACGUCGAGCCUGCGGCAGGCACUGAUGCGUUUACUCGAGAGAGCCUCAGCGCACUGGCGUAAACGUGGGGCAUAUGUUGCUAAACGCUGCUCCUAACGCUUAACGAAAAUUUGACAGCCGUGUACUGUGAAGUCGCAGCUAUAAAAACGCGCAAAGCGAUGUAUAUUUCCGUUUUUCUGCAACUUCAGGUGAUUAGUAUAGGAAGCGCACUUAUCGGUCAGGAAUGAUGCACUGUCUGUAUAAUUUUUUUUGCUCACAGGUGUAAAUACAUGGAUAAAACCAUUUUAGUAAAGAACGAGGGUUACGAAACGCACUCUAAAUGCAAAGGUCAUUACACAUAAAUAAAGCAAUACUGCUUGUAAUUAACGUUAAGCCAGUGUCGUAAAACUUACAGUGGCA
Messenger RNA from Dermacentor silvarum, 2012 nucleotides. RefSeq names its product xaa-Arg dipeptidase-like. Gene Ontology annotation, molecular function: dipeptidase activity. Lineage: Eukaryota; Metazoa; Arthropoda; Arachnida; Ixodida; Ixodidae. Bases 48 to 1295 code for a protein of 415 amino acids. The record is from RefSeq and is a predicted model, not a curated record. The transcript has 8 exons.